UCAAAUGUGACCAAAGGUGUCAAAUCUACCAUAUAAGAGGGUUCCAUCCAGUUCUAUCAUUUGAUACUAAAUCUAUUUGAGCUUGUCUCCAGUUUUACUUGGUAUAUCAUCAUCAAACUGAAACUGGCCUCAUGGAGUUUACAGCCAGAACUUUAGAGUAGAAGCGACUCUGAUGCGCUGCGGUGACACAGUCAAGGCUCCGGAGAUAAAAAGAAAGGAGGGCGGACAUUUGAUGGUAGAUGCGACUCUGCAAGACUUCAUACGGCUGGAAGUAUCUGUACUACUCCUGAGGGAUCUGGAGAUCAUGGAGUGGUAUGUCCUGGUGCUGAUGCUGAGCCUGCCGCCCUCCAUCCGCGCAAAUUGCUCUUCACAGUGUCAGAAAUGCGUCCAGCAGAUCCUGAGCCCCGACGCCGCCUUCAGCAGACUGUCGUGCAGUGCGGGCUGUGAGGGGCAGCUGGAGAGCUGCGGCCAGGCGGCUCCGGGGCUGGCGGACUUCAGCCAGGAUGAAGGUGCUGAGGAGGAGGAGAGCCAGCAGGCGGACCUGGUGAAGCGCUACGGCGGCUUCAUCAAGAGGAUCGACAAGAACAAGAACAAGAUCUUCGCGUCUCCGUGGCGUGACAAUUACAUCGUGAAGCCCGGCGCGCUGCCCAAGAAAUACGAGGAGUUGUUGAAGAGGCUGGGGGAGAGGGGCGCGGAGGCGGACGCGCCGCAGGACGCAGACGAGGCUCCGGAGGAGGAGGAGGAGGAGGAGGACCUCGUGGUGCCUCACGGUUACGCCAAACGUUACGGAGGCUUUUUACGCAAAUUCGGCAACAAGUCAAAGAGGAGUAGUUCCGCCGAGGAGGAGAACCAGGAGCCGGAAGAGCUCCAGAAGCGCUACGGAGGCUUCCUGAGGAGGAUCCGACCCAAGUUGAACAACCUGAAGUGGGACAAGCGCUACGGAGGCUUUCUGCGCCGACACUUCAAAGUGUCCGUGCGCUCAGUGGAGGAGCCGUUUUACUCCUACGAUGACUUGAGUCUAUAGAUGACUAGAAGAACUGACAAGAACUUGUAAAUGUUCACUUGUAUUCCUCCGUUGAUCCACUCAGUAUCCUCUGCCUGCCUGUACUGGUUCCAUUCUCUCUGUGCUCCAUAAAUAAGUCUGUCUGAAAGCCAAUAAAAUGAUGCUUGUUUAAUAAAAUCA
This is a messenger RNA of Centropristis striata (black sea bass), 1183 nucleotides long. RefSeq names its product prodynorphin (gene pdyn). Gene Ontology annotation, cellular component: neuronal cell body; plasma membrane; axon terminus. Gene Ontology annotation, biological process: sensory perception; neuropeptide signaling pathway; chemical synaptic transmission. The record is from RefSeq and is a predicted model, not a curated record. Lineage: Eukaryota; Metazoa; Chordata; Actinopteri; Perciformes; Serranidae. The transcript is spliced from 4 exons. The coding region runs from base 173 to 1024 and encodes 283 amino acids. Gene Ontology annotation, molecular function: opioid receptor binding.